AUGCGUAAAAGCCCUAUUUUAAAGGAAAAUAUAAGAUUAAACAAUAACUAAAGACCAACGUAAUUGAGUAAGAGUAAAUACAAAACAACCUCUUUAGAAAAAAAUUCAAAUUCGAACAGAUCUCUAUUAAAUGAAAUAUAAAAUCAAACUCCAAAUUAACCUAAAAAAAAUACAUUUACUUAACCUUCUGAUCAAAAAUUGCAUAAUUGUAUUUAAAUAAAUUAUAAUAAGAAGGUUAAAUUCUGAAAUCAUUAAUGAAAAUAUAAAAUAGAACUAAUCCAAUAUUAACUUAAUAAAAUUGUUAUGCUGGUAUAAAAUUGAACUUUAAUAAUUACAUAUGUAUUAUUAUAUGUUUCUAAAAUUUAGUGAAUGAAGAAAAAAAAAUAAAUACAAAUCAAUAUAAUUCGUUAAAUCAAACAGUUUAACCAUCACCUAAAGCAAAAACAAUCUCAUUAUCCACUUAUACAGUAAAUUUGAAUAAUUAAUUAAAAGAGUACUUAAAGUCCAGAAGUUAGAGAGAAAGAGAUGAGAUAGGAGAAAAUUACAUCAUUUAAAUAAUUAAUUCAAUAAACCAAACAAUGUUUAGAAAAUAUAAAAAUAUAAGAUAUUAAACAAUCUAUUGAUAAGAUAUUUGACAAUACAAUUCAGCCAUUAAUUUAAUUAAAAGUAUUUCAAUAAUUUUAUUAAGUUAGAAUGAAAUAAUUAAAUAAAUUGAGAAAUGUAUUAAUGCUGAAUAAUAUUAAAUUAGAUCAACUAUUGAUUCAUUAAAAAAAAUGGAGGAUGAUAUUCUGUCUAAUGAAUUUAAUAUAAUAGAAUAUAUGACAAUGGGACCAUUUAAUGAAAUUAUGUCCAUAUAUUAAAAGAGAUUUUAAGAACAUUCUAUUUUCACUUAAUAAUUAACUUAAUAAGAACUUGUAAUUAAUUAAUUUUAAAAGUUGCAUGAUAAUUUUACAUAAUAAAAUUAAUUGUUAUGUAAAUAAUUAUCAUAAUCUUUUCAAACAUAUUUAUCUUUAUUUAUUUCAUUCUAAAAUAAGGAUGACUUUUAUGAAUUGAAAAAUAAUAACAACGUUUAAUAAUAUACUUAAAACAAUAAUUAAUAUACUUAAGAGAACUUAUUUUAAACAUGUGAAACUAAUAAUUCUAUUGAUGAAGAUUAAGUUAUCAUGAAAGAUUAACAAAUUAUAAGAAUACCAGAUAAAACAUCUUAAUUUACUUAAUUACUUAUGAUGAAAGGAUUGAAUAAUUAAAAAAAAUUGAUUUUAGCAGAAUCACCACAAUUCAAAAAUUGA
Messenger RNA from Paramecium sonneborni, 1289 nucleotides. The record is from the annotation of a GenBank genome assembly. Lineage: Eukaryota; Ciliophora; Oligohymenophorea; Peniculida; Parameciidae.